UUUUGUUUGGUUGGUUUUAUUUGGUUUUGUCUUCUUUCUCCUUCACCCUGGAUCCCCUCCUGUUUUUUCAAAAAGGGAAACUGAGGCAGAGGACAAGUUGGCUAGCAAUAUCUGUUGAGGGGGGAAAGGUGGUGGAGAGGAAGGCACUCCAAAUUUGCAAUCAAAAGACCUCAGUUCAAGAUUUGCUUUAGUGCUCCUUAGGUGACUUUGGCCCAAAACUCUUCCUCUUCUUGGGCUUCGGCUUCCUCAUCUAUAAAAUGAGAGAGGGCCCACCUGUCUCCCAGGUGUGCUGUGACCAGACGUGUCCAAAGAGUUUUAUGAAAGAAAAUGCAUCAGUACUUGUGCGUGCGAUCGUCACCACUGCAGAUGGGCUCCCUCGCACCUCCUUGCCCUAAGGGUCUUGGGGCACCUUCGUAGGAAUUAGGAAAGGUACCUCCUCUGGAGGAAAAGCGUGUUCGGCUGGGCUAAGGACCUGAGGUCUUUAUUAUGAGAAAAAAAGGCACACUUUUCCCCAGGCGCAGCACCCCGCACAUUUGGGCAAGUAGAAUGUGGGCUAGAUUCCAGAGCCCACCUACCCUUAGGUGGGCACGUCUGCACAGCUGCACCCUGCAACCCUUCUCAGCAGGCCCCCAGUACCUCUAAAAAACACAAAGCUACACACACUCUCAGGGUAUUGCCCAUAGAAGGCCAUAUCCUAGGCUGUUGCCAGCUCAUUUUCUGUCCUGCUUUAACUUCAGGGCCUUUGGAUAGUCAAUGCCCAAAGACUAUGCACUACUAGGAAGCAUGAUGGAAUCCUAUCAGACAGUGACUCCUUUGAGUUAAGCAGUGCCUUCGUCAAGCUCCCAGGGGUAGGAGUUACUGAGACUCUAACCCCUAUGUUAAGAACUUGAUUAGAUUGCUUUUCUCAAGGCCAAGAGCAGAAGCUUCUGCACACCUGGUGGCACAGCUGUUCACAAACUGUUGAAACCUGUUAUUUCAGAGCAUCCUCAGAGUAAGCUUGGGAGGAAGGUCUCCUCACAUCUACACAGAGGAAGCCAUGCCCUGAGAAGUUAAGGAACUUGCCUAAGGUUUCACAGUGUGUAAGAGGUAAAGCAAAGGCUCAAGCCCAGGUCUAGCCUCUCCACUCCACCACUGAGGAACAAAGGUGCGGACCUCACAGCCUUGCCAAAGCUCUGCUGGAACUGUUACUCUCCCUCUCUGUCCCCAGCAACUCCUGGCUCUCUCCUUCCCCUCAGUGACCAGCCCCUAAGCCCAGAUGGAGUCACUUUCACUUGCUCUGAUUUCAUGGGGGAGGAGGGAGCUGCUUCAAAGCCUAACUGUUCUGGCCUCUUUAGUGCAAAAAGCGCCCUAAGAAAUCCAGAGGUCCAGUGUAGGAGCUGACCUUUGAGUAGGUCAGAGGCAGGAAAGAGGUCAGGGAACAGCUAUUUCCUUUCUUGCCCAUAUGGGGACUGAAACAAUGGCCAUCAUGGAGGAUAUCAGCACAGAGAGCCAGUGACCAAAGAAGAGCCACAGGAAAAUGCAGCAACCCGGAGGCUAAAGGAAACUCAUGGACCCCCUAACCAUCCAUUGUGUUCCCAGGAUCCCUGGGUACCAAGGGGGGAGAGGAUGGGGUAAGCCCAGUAGACAGGGCUACAGGCCCCUUCAAACAGAGGGUCUCUGCUUGUGUCUGUGUUAUAUGUGUGUGAGUUUUCACCUGAGAAAGGGGUGCCGGUGCUUACAAAAAAAAAAAAAGUUUUUAGAAUCACUGGCCCAAUCUAAUGGUUCCCAAAAUGCUGGACCAUCUGUAUUACCUGGGUAUUUGUUAAAAAUGCAAAUUCUCAGGCGUCAUCCUGGACCUACUAAAUAACUCUGGGGGUAGGGCCCAACAAUGUGUGUUUUAACUAGCCCUCCAGGUGAUACACGGGCCUAUUAAAGUUUAAGAACCACUGAUCUAGUCCAAGUGUAUAGGAAACAGAAUCCUAGUUGUGGGUCAAGGGCAGCGCUGGGAAGAGAAUCCGUCUCCCGACCCGGGAGCUAUGGACAUUUGGAGGCAGCCCCUACCCAACCUUCUCCUUCUCCUUCCCCUUCUCCUUCCUCUCCCAGGCACCAUGCUGCCUCUCCUGCUGGGCCUGCUGGGCCUGGCCACCAGCUGGGCCCUGAGCCCGGCUCCCAGCUCCACGGAGCUGCGCUCGGCCUUCUCGGCGGCACGCACCACUCCGCUGGAGGGCACGUCGGAGAUGGCAGUGACCUUCGACAAGGUGUACGUGAACAUCGGGGGCGACUUCGAUGCUGCCACGGGCCAGUUCCGCUGCCGCGUGCCCGGAGCCUACUUCUUCUCCUUCACCGCCGGCAAGGCCCCGCACAAGAGCCUGUCGGUGAUGCUGGUGCGCAACCGCGACGAGGUGCAGGCGCUAGCCUUCGACGAGCUCGCCUUCGACACCGAGCUCGUCAACAUCGGCGGCGACUUCGACGCGGCGGCCGGCGUGUUCCGCUGCCGCCUGCCCGGCGCCUACUUCUUCUCUUUCACGCUGGGCAAACUGCCGCGCAAGACGCUGUCGGUGAAGCUGAUGAAGAACCACGAUGAGGUGCAGGCCAUGAUUUACGACGACGGCGCGUCGCGGCGCCGCGAGAUGCAGAGCCAGAGCGUGAUGCUGGCGCUGCGGCGCGGCGACGCCGUGUGGCUGCUCAGCCACGACCACGACGGCUACGGCGCCUACAGCAACCACGGCAAGUACAUCACCUUCUCUGGCUUCCUGGUGUACCCCGACCUCGCCCCCACCGGCCCGCCGGGCCUCGGGCCCCUGGAGCUCUGAGCUGCCACCGGGAGAGGAGCCGGGGCCGUGUCCCGAACGCCCCGCCGGCGCGAGCAUGACGGCCUGCGCGGCUGGACUCUGCCAA
Pteropus alecto (black flying fox) is the source of this 2877-nucleotide messenger RNA. It is a transcript of the gene C1QTNF4, whose product is annotated as C1q and TNF related 4. The transcript is spliced from 2 exons. The record is from RefSeq and is a predicted model, not a curated record. Bases 2016 to 2792 code for a protein of 258 amino acids. Lineage: Eukaryota; Metazoa; Chordata; Mammalia; Chiroptera; Pteropodidae. Gene Ontology annotation, molecular function: protein binding.